ACAAACACCCGGCUACCAACGCUGGUAGUGACGUCAUCACGCAGAGCCCGUCUGCUAAACACAUUCGAGCACGUUGGUUUCGGUUUGUGCAGGAGGUAGGAUGACAGAGCUGUGUUGGAGCUGCUCAAAAUAUAGUGAUUUGGGUAAUAUUCAAGUUUAAACUUCGGACAAGUGUAUAUGUAGAGUUAGGAGGUUUUACACUGACGUGAAAAAUAUUCGUAAUUAUUUCCACUGUGGCGUUUCAGUCUCACGGUAGCUGUUAAGCUAACGUUAGCUGCUAAGCUGCAGCAGUAGUUGAGUGUAGAGGGUUUUUUCACUCCCUCUGAGCUGGAAAGUGACUGAAAUACGUAUUGUUCUGCAAGUUGCUGUGUGUAAAAUCAGGAUUAACACAAUGUCUGAACCUAUCAUCAAAUCGAAACAAGCAAACAAAGAAGUGAACGGAAUUUCAACAGAAGUCAUCUGCACAGAGUUCAGUAAUUACAUAUUUGUAGUUCUCACUCAGUACGGCAAAAUCGGGACAUUGAUUUCUGUCACGCCUGACUCAAGGUCUAAUGAUAUCAGCACCCCGACAUUCUCCACCAAAGUACUGCUGGGCAAAGACGAGCCACUGACGCACGUCUGUGCCAAAAACCUGGCCACCUUCAUUUCCCAAGAAGCUGGAAACAGGCCCAUCUUAUUGGGAUUGGCUCUGAAGGAUUCCUCCGUAGAUACAAUAAAACAACUUAAAGAGAUUCUCGUCAGUUGUAAAGUCUGGUAGUCUGAAGAAAAUGGGCGUGAAAACUUAAAAUGAACGUGUUCUGGAGCCACAGUUUUCUAGUCUUGUUGAAAGCUUAAUUCUUUCCCAAGUUAAAACUAUUGCUGGAUUCAAAACUGCUUCAACAGAAAAGUGUCUGAAUAAAGAAUGUUUUCAAAAACUGUUGACAUUUUUGAAUAAAAAAGAUUUAUCCUCUUGGAAACGUCAAAAUUUUGCCCGUUGCGAAGAUGUAUGUUCCAUCUAUUCCUGCUCCCUCAGAAACAAACCAAUGUAAAAUGAAGAAAACAGAUCCCUGUGUCUUCACUGUAUGGAAAAUAUAUUGAACUUACAGUUGUAUUUUUUUCAUUUUUCUAUUCCAAAAUACAAUUGUCUAACCUUGUCUUGAUGAGAAUUUAUAAAUAAACCUAAAACACUUUCAUAUGAAA
Molecule: messenger RNA, 1179 nt
Organism: Menidia menidia (Atlantic silverside)
Lineage: Eukaryota; Metazoa; Chordata; Actinopteri; Atheriniformes; Atherinopsidae
Source: the annotation of a GenBank genome assembly